Messenger RNA from Lichtheimia ornata, 1185 nucleotides. Its product is annotated as 26S protease regulatory subunit 8. Gene Ontology annotation, molecular function: proteasome-activating activity; ATP binding; ATP hydrolysis activity. Bases 1 to 1185 code for a protein of 394 amino acids. Gene Ontology annotation, cellular component: proteasome regulatory particle, base subcomplex. Gene Ontology annotation, biological process: proteasome-mediated ubiquitin-dependent protein catabolic process. The transcript is spliced from 7 exons. Lineage: Eukaryota; Fungi; Mucoromycota; Mucoromycetes; Mucorales; Lichtheimiaceae. The record is from RefSeq and is a predicted model, not a curated record.
AUGCUACAACCAAAGUCUGGUGUUUUGCCUUACUAUCAAGCUAAAAUUGAGGAAUGCGAGCUUGUCAUUAACGACAAAGCACAAGAUCUUCGACGUUUGCAAGCACAAAGAAAUGCUUUGAACGCUAAAGUGCGUUUGCUGAAAGAAGAGCUUCAACUUUUACAGGAACCAGGAUCAUAUGUGGGCGAAGUCGUUAAAGUCAUGGGCAAGAAAAAAGUUCUGGUUAAGGUUCAUCCUGAAGGCAAAUAUGUUGUUGAUCUCGCAUCCGAUAUCGAUGUUUCCCAGUUGACUCCUACUACUCGCGUUGCUUUACGGAAUGACUCUUACCAGUUGCACAAAAUAUUGCCAAACAAAGUCGAUCCUUUGGUGUCGCUGAUGAUGGUAGAGAAAGUACCUGAUUCGACGUAUGAGAUGGUUGGCGGUUUGGAACAGCAGAUCAAAGAAAUCAAGGAGGUGAUUGAACUACCAGUGAAACAUCCAGAGCUCUUUGAAUCUCUUGGUAUUGCGCAGCCGAAGGGUGUAUUGCUUUAUGGUCCUCCUGGAACUGGCAAGACGCUAUUGGCACGUGCAGUCGCACAUCAUACCGAUUGUCGAUUUAUUCGCGUUUCAGGCUCGGAACUUGUACAAAAGUAUAUCGGUGAAGGUAGUCGUAUGGUUCGUGAACUCUUUGUAAUGGCCAGAGAGCAUGCUCCGUCAAUCAUUUUCAUGGAUGAAAUUGACUCAAUCGGUUCAGCUCGUUCGGAAAGUGGUGGUGGUGGUGACUCUGAAGUCCAGCGUACAAUGCUUGAAUUGCUGAAUCAAUUGGAUGGUUUUGAGCCUUCGAAGAACAUCAAGGUCAUCAUGGCCACCAAUCGCAUAGAUAUUUUGGAUGCUGCUUUACUUCGCCCCGGCCGCAUUGAUCGUAAGAUCGAAUUCCCCCCACCAAGUGAAGCAGCUCGUGCUGAUAUCUUGAAGAUCCAUUCUCGGAAAAUGAAUCUCACUCGUGGAAUCAACUUGCGAAAGAUAGCAGAGAAAAUGACAGGUAGCAGUGGUGCAGAGGUCAAGGCCGUGUGUACUGAAGCCGGCAUGUUUGCUCUUCGUGAACGACGUGUGCAUGUUACUCAAGAAGACUUUGAGAUGGCGGUCGCCAAGGUCAUGAAGAAAGAUUCUGAUGCAAACACAAGUCUUAAGAAGCUUUGGAAGUAG